Messenger RNA from Neurospora crassa OR74A, 942 nucleotides. RefSeq lists its product as hypothetical. Lineage: Eukaryota; Fungi; Ascomycota; Sordariomycetes; Sordariales; Sordariaceae. The transcript has 2 exons. The record is from RefSeq and is a predicted model, not a curated record. Bases 108 to 506 code for a protein of 132 amino acids.
CUACGUGGCUCACUCACCACCGUUCAUUAUCCCCAGACCGCUGCUUCGAGGUUACUAACAGGGUUAUAGCCCGCAUACGCAUACGCAUACGCAUACGCAUACAUCUCAUGCGCUUGCUUUGCUUGUCGGGAGGGAUGAAGCUGCCUUUGGGUAGCGAAGCGCUCAGUCGGCUUGAAACCGCACAAGAGCCGAGAAACUGGGAGGCAGGUACCAUGCUAGCUUGGUUGUGCCUGAACGUGGGCAGAGUUGCCUUGCCACGCCCGUCGUUUCAUGCUGCCGGAGGUUUAGGGCUUGGUUAUACAAACACAAACCCACAUACGACCUACAUUAAGUACGUGAAGCAUGUCUCAAGACGGAAGGACGACAACAAAUAUGUCUCAGGCGCGAGUAUGCCAGCGAAGAACGAUCUACGUCUCAGUGUGCACAUUGUGCUCCCGGGCUACCUCGUCAACUCGUCUACACCCUUCCCAGUUUGCGGCUUCAUGGGCAUCGUGGAAAACGACUAGUUAGUCCGCGAAUCCAGUUUGGGCUAGAGAUGGUCGUUCAAGCGCGCACACGCCCGCGUGCUGUGCCACGUUGUCACGGAUAUGUCCGAUGACUCCUACUUCACAAGACAGAGGGAGAAUGGGAAAAAGAGCAAUGUCGUGCCUCGGUGACAAUCCUACCAGCCACAAAAGCUUACAUGCACCCAUAUUCAUGGAGCUUCACCUUCCACCACACCUUGCCAGCUAGGCUAGCUAGCUAGUGUUCCCUGCUCGCCUUACCUGAGCAAUUGGCCAACGAGAUGAUUGCGCAAGUCCUGGGAAACACAGGGUGAAUCCUGCACACUCCUCCCGAGACAAUCCCGGCGGGUCUGCUCAUCCCGUUUGGUCGUGUUAGCCGAUUUUCAAGCAUAGAGCUGGUCUUUGACGUUUUUCGAUAGCCUCAUUCUCCAGAUCCUCA